UAUCCGCGGAUGAUUAUUGGCGGAGUGGGGGCUUGAAGAUGAUGGCUUCGAUAGGGGAGUUCGACCCCCUCAACACGCGGGUUCCCGCCACCAAGAUAGAAGUUACCGUCUCGUGCCGGCAUCUCCUGGAUGUGGACACCUUCUCUAAAUCUGAUCCAGUGGUGGUUCUGUACCUGCAAGGCGUUGGAUCCAAGGAGUGGAGAGAGUUUGGCAGAACGGAAGUGAUUGACAACACCCUGAACCCAGACUUUGUCCGGAAGUUUGUCCUGGACUUCUUCUUCGAAGAGAAGCAAAACCUGAGGUUUGACGUAUACAAUGUGGACACCAGAAGCUGCAACAUCUCUAAACAUAAGGACUUCCUGGGCCAGACCUUCUGCACCCUGGGUGAGGUCAUCGGAUCGGUCGGAGGCCGCCUGGAGAAGACCCUCUCCGGGAUACCAGGGAAGAAGUGUGGUGUCAUUAUCUUGAGUGCCGAAGAACUCAGCAACUGUAGGGACAUCGCCACCAUGCAGCUGUGUGCCAACAAGCUGGACAAGAAGGACUUCUUCGGCAAGUCGGACCCCUUCCUGGUGUUCUACCGCAGCAACGAGGACGGGACGUUCACUAUCUGCCACAAGACGGAGGUGGUGAAGAACACACUGAACCCAGUAUGGCAGGCCUUCACCAUCCCAGUUCGAGCCCUCUGCAAUGGAGACUACGACAGGACGGUGAAGGUGGACGUCUACGACUGGGACCGAGACGGAAGAUGUUGUGCGUGCUUCCACGACUUCAUCGGAGAGUUCACCACCAGCUACAGAGAGUUGUCCCGCGGCCAGAACCAGUUCAACGUCUACGAGGUUUUAAAUCCAAAGAAGAAGGGAAGAAAGAAGAAGUAUGUAAACUCUGGAACUGUAACUCUGCUAUCCUUCAAGGUAGAAUCCGAGUACACCUUCGUGGAUUUUAUCCGAGGAGGAACGCAGCUGAACUUCACCGUGGCUAUCGACUUCACCGCAUCCAACGGCAGUCCGUCCCAGCCCAGCUCUCUGCACUACAUGAGCCCGUACCAGAUGAACGCGUACGGGAUGGCGCUGAAGGCGGUGGGGGAGGUGAUCCAGGACUACGACAGCGACAAGCUCUUCCCAGCCUACGGCUUCGGGGCCAAGCUGCCCCCCAACGGGAAUGUGUCCCACGCCUUCCCCCUGAGCGGGGACAGCGUGAACCCUAACUGCGUGGGGAUCGAGGGCGUGCUCCAGGCCUACUUCGAGAGCCUGCGGACCGUCACGCUCUACGGACCCACCAACUUCGCCCCCGUCAUCAACCAAGUGGCCAACUGUGCUGCUGAGAUAACAGACGGGUCUCAGUACUUUGUGCUGCUGAUGAUCACAGAUGGAGUGAUCUCUGACAUGCUGCAAACCAAGGAGGCUGUGGUAAACGCGGCCUCCCUCCCCAUGUCCAUCAUCAUCGUAGGGGUGGGGCCAGCCGAGUUUGACGCGAUGGAGGAGCUGGAUGGAGAUGAGGUGCGAGUCUCCUUUAAGGGCCGUGAGGCUGAGAGGGACAUUGUACAGUUUGUUCCGUUCCGGGACUACAUCGACCGUACGGGGAACCAGGUGCUGAGCAUGGCCCGGUUGGCCAAGGAUGUGCUGGCCGAGAUCCCCGACCAGAUCCUGUCCUUCAUGAAGACCCGCGGGAUCGAACCCCGACCCGGCCUCUCCUGCUCCCCCCUGCCAGACCUCCCAGGACACAUCUGACCCCCUACUGAGCAACCGCAGACCUAUCUGACCAAUCACAGAGCUAUCUGACCCUACCGACCAAUCACAGAGCUAUCUGACCCAACCACAGACACAUCUGACCCCACUGACCAAUCACUGACCAACCAAAGACCUAUCUGACCCUACUGACCAAUGAAAGACUUAUCUGACCCUGACUGACCAAUCACAGACCUAUCUGACCCCACUGACCAAUCACAGACCUAU
Messenger RNA from Gadus chalcogrammus (walleye pollock), 1952 nucleotides. RefSeq names its product copine family member IX (gene cpne9). The record is from RefSeq and is a predicted model, not a curated record. Gene Ontology annotation, biological process: cellular response to calcium ion. The transcript has 23 exons. Gene Ontology annotation, molecular function: calcium-dependent phospholipid binding. Bases 39 to 1727 code for a protein of 562 amino acids. Lineage: Eukaryota; Metazoa; Chordata; Actinopteri; Gadiformes; Gadidae. Gene Ontology annotation, cellular component: plasma membrane.